Messenger RNA from Cooperia oncophora, 294 nucleotides. Lineage: Eukaryota; Metazoa; Nematoda; Chromadorea; Rhabditida; Trichostrongylidae. The record is from the annotation of a GenBank genome assembly.
AUGUUGGUGUUCCACGAAGGUGCGAAGAUCAACGAGUUUGCAUGGGCGACCAUUAUGAAGAUCAGCUUUAAGAAAAAGAAUUUCUAUGUUCAUGUCAAGCUAGGCGAACCGAAUGAGCCUGAUACCGUACUCUCGUUUCACGUGAUAUCAUCGCCGGCUUGCAAGCAGCUAUGGAAAGCUUGCAUUGAACAUCAUACGUUCUUUCGUCUUAUCGCUCCACCUUUGGCUCCUCCUCUAGCUUUGCGUGUCGAUCGAAGCAAAUAUCGUUACUGUAAAGUGAUUCCGUUUAAAUGA